Molecule: messenger RNA, 3176 nt
Organism: Eublepharis macularius
Lineage: Eukaryota; Metazoa; Chordata; Lepidosauria; Squamata; Eublepharidae
Gene: NCBP3
Product: nuclear cap binding subunit 3
Exons: 13
Coding region: 33-1874 (613 amino acids)
Cellular component (GO): nucleus; cytosol
Molecular function (GO): RNA 7-methylguanosine cap binding; mRNA binding
Source: RefSeq, a predicted model, not a curated record
CGGCCCGUCCUGCUCCUUCUUUAGGGGAGGCGAUGGCGGCCGUUCGGGGUCUCCGCAUCUCGGUCAAGGCGGCUGAGCCGGAGCCCAUGGAGGUGGAGGAAGGCGAGUUGCAAGCCGCGGCCGCUCCGCCACUCGAGGCGCCCUCCUUGGUUGCGGGUCCAGUCCCGGUGCGGCGCUCGCUGAGGGAGCUGCUGCCGGAUACCAGCAGAAGAUAUGAAAACAAAGCUGGAAGCUUCAUCACUGGAAUAGAUGUCACUUCGAAGGAAGCAAUUGAGAAGAAGGAGCAAAGAGCAAAACGCUUCCAUUUUCGAGCAGAAGUGAAUCUUGCCCAAAGAAAUGUGGCAUUGGAUCGUGACAUGAUGAAGAAAGCCAUUCCAAAAGUGCGACUGGACACCAUCUACGUUUGUGGCGUAGAUGAAAUGAGCACUCAAGAUAUCUUUGCUUAUUUCAAAGAGUACCCCCCUGCUCAUAUUGAGUGGUUGGACGACACAUCAUGCAAUGUUGUCUGGCUUGAUGAAGUGACGGCAACACGAGCUCUCAUCAACAUGAGCUCUAUGCCUGAGGAAGAAAAGAUAAAGCCCCAAGAAAAGAGCAAGAAGGCAGGGGAAAAGAACAAGAAAGAGACGCCAGAGGAAAGCUCAGAUGACGAGACUGAAGAAGGUGAAGUAGAGGACGACCAUCCAAGUGACACGGAGCUGGACACGCUUUCCCAGGCAGAAGAAGACUCCCUGCUGCGCAAUGACCUUCGCCCGGCCAGCAAGCUGGCCAAAGGAAACAAACUCUUCAUGAGGUUUGCUACUCAAGAUGACAAGAAGGAGCUUGGAGCUGCCAGGAGGAGCCAGUAUUACAUGAAAUACGGGAAUCCCAAUUACGGCGGCAUGAAAGGAAUCUUGAGCAACUCAUGGAAGCGGAGGUACCAUUCGCGCCGGCUCCACCGGGACGUAAUUAAGAAAAGGACUCUCAUCGGGGAUGACGUUGGGCUGACGCCACCUUACAAACAUCGCCACUCAGGUUUAGUAAAUGUCCCUGAGGAACCCAUUGAGGAGGAGGAAGAGGAGGAGGAAGAAGAGGAUGAUAAUGAUGAUCAGGAUAUGGACGAGGAUGACCGAGUGGUUGUUGAAUACAGAGAUGAACUGCAGGCUUUCAAGCAGUCCCGAGAGCGGAGUGCCGCUCGGGGAUCCAGCGCCAGUGAAUCAGACUCAGAUGAAAUGGACUACGACCUUGAGCUUAAGAUGAUCUCGACUCCCUCACCCAAGAAAACCAUGAAAAUGACCAUGUAUGCCGAUGCAGUGGAGUCUCAGUUGAAAAGCAUUCGGAACUCAAUGAGAGCAGAUAGUGUGGCAUCCAGCAAUGUGAAAAACCGGAUUGGAAGCAAAGGACCUUCUGAAAAAGUUCCUGAUGUUCGAUUAUUAUUAGAGGAAAAACGGCAAGGAAAUACAGGGAAGCACCAGUCGCCCAGUUUGGUGAAGUCAGAUGUUCGGCAGAGGCUUGGCAAGAGACCCCAUUCUCCAGAAGCCAAACAGCCCAGCAGCACCUCCGUUUCUCAUCGCGAGCCUGUGUCUGAUGUGCACAGCCGGUUAGGGAUACCCAAGCAAGAUGUGAAAGGCCUGUACUCGGACACCCGGGAGAAAAAAUCAGCAAACUUAUGGACACGUUUAGGAUCAGCAUCCAAGACGCAGGAGAAGACCCCGGAUAAAGCAGAAAAGUCAUCUGUGUCUCCCGAGGAGGAGGACUCUGAGCUCCAGCGGGCGUGGGGCGCCCUGAUCAAAGAGAAAGAACAGUCCCGCCAGAAGAAAAGCCGCCUAGAUAACCUGCCCUCGCUCCAAAUUGAAAUCAGCCGGGAGAGCAGUUCUGGCUCUGACACGGAAUCAUGACAGCCCUUGGCGUUCUCUGGAGCCUGGUGACUCUGCCAUUGGCCACCACGUGGAAAGCCUCGCCCCAGGAACUGUGUCCUGCAGGAUGUCUGACCCUGGUUUAUCUGCAGUGUGGUGGAGGAGACAUUGGGGGAGCCCGUUUCCCUGGAAAGAAUCAAGAGCUGUCAGGGUAGGGGUUGUAAAGACUUCCGUGUUCUUUAUAUUUUCACAGGUUGUCUUUUUAAGAGAGAGGAAAAGCUUUCAGCUCCCCCUCCCCCCCCACCCCGGACAUGGCACUGCUCUUGCCAAUCACCUUUGCCUUCCUGGUUCUUCCCUGAGUGGCCAACAUAGGUCAUCUCUGUGGGAUAACUCCAGCUCCUCCCCUCCAGAAUUAGCCUGGGUGUUGCUAAGGCAGCAGUCUUCUCGGCCAUCUCAUGCAAACAAUUCUGGAUAUAACCCCACCCGAACCAGCUUCAUACAUUUUCAGGAGAACUUCUUACCUGAAAUGAAGAUUGUCCAGCUGGGAAGCCAGUGGAAAAGGGUACAUAGAGUCCUCUAAGGUGCUUUUUUGUUUGUUGUUGACAGUAAAUUUAAAAACUAUUUACGGUCUGUAUAAUGUUUGAAGAAAUUAAGCAAUGGAGAUGUUAAUUUUUUUAUAUAUUUUGGAUGUUAUUUUGUUGCUGUUGGCUACAGUGAACGUUUUAAUAGGUAGAUUUCAUAUGUGCAGUUCAAAUAUGUAAGAGGAACAGCUGGGAGGCGGGGGUGAAUCCUGACUCUUACAGGAAGAGCAUCUGCCUCCUGUCCUGAUUUCUUGUUGUCCUGACAUGUGGAUGUGUAUGACUAGUUUUCUUCCCCACCAUCCAACCUCUUGUCUUUUGGCAGGCAAGCUAUACUGUUCAGUGGAUUCCCCCACUCCCCUGUUCUGAUAUAGGAGACAUUUGCUACGUGGUUUGGACAGAAUUUCUAGAACAACCAAGUUCUUGCCCUGGAUGAAUUCUGCAAUGGGCAUCUCCACUUCGUACCUGGUGACAUGUCAAGGCACCUCUUCUGUCUUCCUUCUUUUCUCUUUAGCAAAGGAGGGGAGCGUCCUUUCCCUCUCCCAAUUUUUUUUGUACACAACGAACGUCUUGGGACUUUGGUAAAGUAAGAGCUCAUCCACUGUGAGCUUCUUUGUCUGAGAAGGGAAUAACAGGGAAUAACAAGAAACCAGCAAAGAGGGGUGAAAAUGCAUUGCUUCCCUGUUUAAUAUUGACCCUCAUUUUAAAAGUAUGUCUUCUAAAGAUCAUCAGUGAAAGAAAGUAAACACAAUGUUUGAUCACUGUA